UGAUUAUCUCAUAAACCCUACAACACUCUCACGCUCUUUAGGCACAGCGCCUCUUUGAUUUCCGUUUCAUCAAUAUUCAAUGGCGAUCACACCGUCGUUGGACGAGGAAACAACGAAGAAAGUGAUACGACAGGUGGAGUUCUACUUCAGUGAUAGCAACCUUCCUAAGGACAGUUUUUUGAAGAAAACUGUAAAUGAAAGUGAAGAUGGCAUGGUUAGUUUGGCUUUGAUUUGUUCUUUUAAUCGGAUGCGAAUGCAUCUUAAUCUGGGUGAUGUUAAGCCGGAUCAGGUGACCCAAGAUACUGUUAAAGCUGUUGCUCAAGCUUUGAGAAAUGCGGCUUCGCUCAGGAUCUCAGAAGAUGGGAACAAAGUUGGCAGGGCAACUGAACUUCCAAAACAAGAAGAGGAGCAGGUAGAGAUAAGAACAAUUGCGGCAUCACCAUUUGAAUAUGAUGUGAAGCUUAAAGAUGUGGAGACAUUCUUUGGUCAAUAUGCCGAGGUAAACAGUGUUCGGUUUCCCCGUCAUGUUGGAGACAAAAAGUUUUUCUGUGGCACUGCCCUUAUUGAGUUCUCAUCAGAUGAAGAAGUGGAGAAAAUUUUGAUGCAAAGACUGAUCUAUGCAGGGGCUGAGUUAGAAUUAAAGCCGAAGAAGGACUUCGAUGCAGUGAGAGAAAAAGAAUUACAAGACCUUGAAAAAUCUCGUUCACUUGUGGGUUCAAAUCAUCAGAAUAACUCAAGUACAGAGGCAAACUACCCUAAAGGCUUACUUAUAGCCUUCAAACUAAAGAGCAUUUCUGAUGAAGUUCCUUCAGAACAAAAUGACACUGAUCAACAAACCAAUGACAAUAAUGGUGUCUCCAAAACAGAUCAGCAAAAUCCCUCUGAAAUUGCUGCUGAGGAAUGGAACAAAGUUGGCAGGGUAACUGAACUUCCAAAGCAAGAAGAGGUAAUUGAGCAGGUAGAGAUAAGAACAAUUGCAGCAUCACCAUUUGAAUAUGAUGUGAAGCUUGAAGAUGUAGAGACAUUCUUUGGUCAAUAUGCCAAGGUUAACAGUGUUCGGUUGCCCCGUCAUGUUGGAGACGAAAAGCUUUUCUGUGGCACUGCCCUUAUUGAGUUCUCAUCAGAUGAAGAAGUGGAGAACAUUUUGAUGCAAAAACCGGUCUAUGCAGGGGCUGAGUUAGAAUUAAAGCCAAAGAAGGACUUCGAUGCAGAGAGAGAAAAAGAAUUAGAAGACCAUGAAAAAUCUUGUCUACUUGUGGGUUCAAAUCACCAGAAUAACUCAAGUACAGAGGCAAACUACCCUAAAGGCUUAGAUGGAGCCUUCAAACUAAAGAGCAUUUCUGAUGAAGUUCCUUCAGAACAAAAUGAAACUGAUCAACAAACCAAUGACAAUAAUGGUGCCUCCAAAACAGAUCAGCAAAAUCCCUCUGAAAUUGCUGCUGAGGAAUGUCAUGAAAAGAUAUCAGAAAAUGUUGACAACGAUAAAGAAAAUAAUGGGGUAAAUGAAGUAAAGGAGACUAAAGGUGAAGAAAAGAGUCAAGAAACUGAAGAAAAAUUUUCAGCUGCUGCUUACAAGGACAACAAGGAUGUUGUAUUACGUGAGGAUUUGAAAGAUGUCUUCGAGAAGUUUGGUACUGUGAAGUACAUUGAUUUCAAGGUUGGAGCAGAGUCAGGAUACAUUCGGUUUGAAGAACCUGAAUCUGCUCAGAAAGCUCGUGCUGCUGGAGUUCUUUCUGAAAAGGGGGGCUUAGUUGUGAAGAAUUAUGUUGCUACUCUAGAUCCAGUGACUGGUGAGGAUGAAAGAGAAUACUGGAGCCUGCUUCGUGGUAAUCGAGAAAAAAAGCACCGAGAAUUUAAGAGUAACCGUGGAAGGGGAGGAAGGCAUGGUAGAGCGGGGAAACAUACCCGCUAUAGAGAGAAUGAAUCUGCAUUUGGUCGCCCAAAUAAAGUUAGAAAGUUCUAAAACUGCAUAAAGGGUUUUAUAGAUAAAAGCCUUUUUGUGUUGCUGAGAGAUUAGGUGAAUGAGAGCCCCUACUGCAAAUUUUGAUUAGUUUGUAGCUGCUUUAAGGGGUUUACCUGAUGUUUUUCUCAGCUACUUUUGGAUUUUGUGAUUGUACACACUAAGUUAUUGCUCUGAUGCAAUUUGCCGUAUUACAAUUUAAUGCACGUCUUUGAAUUUUU
Molecule: messenger RNA, 2181 nt
Organism: Gastrolobium bilobum
Lineage: Eukaryota; Viridiplantae; Streptophyta; Magnoliopsida; Fabales; Fabaceae
Product: la protein 1-like
Exons: 14
Coding region: 80-1963 (627 amino acids)
Biological process (GO): RNA processing
Cellular component (GO): nucleus
Molecular function (GO): mRNA binding
Source: RefSeq, a predicted model, not a curated record